AUGGAGCCUCAGAAUCCAGUUGUCUUUCGGCGAAAGAUUCUCACGAACUCUGCUGCUGAGUUUGUAGAAAGAGAACCAGGUAUAGAAGCACUAUUCCAGCCGGAGGAUUCCUACGACGAGCUCAAAGAUUCUCGAAAUGCUUCGGAAUUUAUACCUGAAAUCGACAGGUUUGCUCCGAAGGGGGUUAUAUUCGACCGAUCGAAAUAUUAUGAAAGAUCUCUAGAAAGCAAAAGGAACUUCCUUCGGACCCUAAAAAAUUUCGUUUCUAUCCUCAGAGAUAGGAAAAUAGAGUCUGAGCUCAACAUUGUCAUAAAGGAUCCUAGCGAAACGCACGAAUUUACCUUUGAAUACGUACUCGGAAUUAUCGACAAGAUUGGAGAAAGCCGCAACAAUUCCACUAAAACUAGAUCGUGCAAGAACUUCAUCCGGAGAUGCUACCACAAACUGGAAGACAAUAGGGAUGUUUUCGAAGGCAUCCUUGAUAUGAUCCCCGACGAUAUAUACGGCUCAAUCUUAUCAGGAGGGUUUGCCUUGAUUCUUGCGGCUGUCGAGAAGCAUGCCGAACAGCGUGAAGAGAUCCAAAAUUUCUUAGCGGAGAUUCCUGGGAAGCUGAACACCAUCCAGCGCUUGUCGGCAAUACACCAAUAUUCUUACCAACUUCAUUCAUGUGCAGACAACGUCAUGGUUGCCGUAUUUACGGUUAUGGAGCGUAUCGUAGACACUAUCACUAGGUCAUGGAAAGUUCGACUGACUCAAAGGGCCGGUAAGAUAACUCAGAAUCUCCGGUCUUUGCCCUAUCGAAAUAAGAGGUCAACGGAAGGGAAUGAAGUCAAGGGUGAUCAAGGAGAUAAUUUAACCGUAGCCGACGCUUUGGCCAACCUUGAAAGAGAAGUACAAUGCUUCCAAAACGAAGUAUCUAUCUGUGACCAAGAAAGACUAGGUAGGAUUGAAAGAGGUAACGGUGAUCUUAAGCUUGGCAUAGCAUUUGUUGAGAAGGGCCUUGAGAAACUAAGCACAGAUAUUAUGACAGUCGUGGAAAAUGGCCAGAGGUUUCUAGAAAAUAUGGUCGCCAAAACAUCAGAGAACAAUUAUCAGACACUCCUAUUACUUUUUAAAAACACUCUAUAUCAGCUCUGUACAAGCAAUCCGGUUUUCAAUGGCAAGACUGGCGGGAUUGAUCUCAACGAACUACAACUUCUCCAAGCAGAACGAAUGCGUUCAUACCAACAGGGCAAUAAACUUAUUGCGCUGAGAUUGUUCAAAAAGCUGGCGGCCCACACUAAUGAUCCAAUGAUAGACAUAAAGGACUGCCUCGAACACAUAUGGUUACUCGAUGCCGAUGAGAAGAAUAUGUGCCAAUCAAUUCUAGAAUCAAAGGAACUUGAUGACUGGUUCGGAAAGGAUCAAUCGAGCAUCUUCGAGGUUAACCUCCCGACGCCUUCGGCUGCGCUGAACAACCCCCUUUCCUUCAGCAGUGCAAUGCUUGCAACAGCACUUAUCAGCACAACCCAGUUUCCAGUGCUCGCAUUUUUUUGUAAGCAUAGAAACAAUGAACAUCCUCUGGAAGAUGAAAAGUCAGGUCCAGUCGCCCUAGCAAGGGACCUCAGUAUUCAACUAAUUCGAUUCAUAUCUGAUCACCGUCCCUCGGUGGAUCUUUCACUACUUCGGAGCCAGAAGUCUUUGCCCAAAGUCGGGAAAAGUUUAAAGGAGGAGCUUUCAGCAUUGAAUUCGCUUCUAUUCGCACUGCCGGAAAAUGAUACGGUCUUUAUCAUGAUUGAUUCUCUCUCAUAUUUAUCGGGAAACGGAAAUGGGGGAAACAAGGUAAUCGAGAAGCUAGUUCGGACAAUGAAAAAUAGGCGGGACAUUACUAUCAAGUUGAUGGUAACUGAUACACCUGCUGAAUUCAAGCUCAAAGCCCUUGCAGACAUUUCAUACACCGUACCCGACUCGGUUGGUGGACUCGGUGUGGUUGAUGUAGCCGAGAGUGGCGAUGAAGUCGCUAAGGUAUUGAGGCGUAAAAUGAAAACAGAGGAUGGUAGGGUUAAGAAUAUAGGGGAAGAUGUAGAAGACUACUCAAACGACGAUGAGAAGGAUGAACAGGACGAUGAAGAAGAUGAAGAUAAGGACGAUGAGGAAGGAGAAGAAGGUGAUGAUGACGAUAAUUCUGUGGAGGUUAAAAGCGAUGAAAGUGAGAAUCUACGUGAAGACGAAAUACAUGAAGGUGGCGAUGAUGAUACCGAUACAGACGAAUAG
This is a messenger RNA of Daldinia vernicosa, 2253 nucleotides long. RefSeq lists its product as uncharacterized. The record is from RefSeq and is a predicted model, not a curated record. Lineage: Eukaryota; Fungi; Ascomycota; Sordariomycetes; Xylariales; Hypoxylaceae. The coding region runs from base 1 to 2253 and encodes 750 amino acids. The transcript is spliced from 6 exons.